Molecule: messenger RNA, 2314 nt
Organism: Sus scrofa (pig)
Lineage: Eukaryota; Metazoa; Chordata; Mammalia; Artiodactyla; Suidae
Gene: OVOL3
Product: ovo like zinc finger 3
Biological process (GO): regulation of transcription by RNA polymerase II; epidermal cell differentiation
Cellular component (GO): nucleus
Molecular function (GO): DNA-binding transcription factor activity, RNA polymerase II-specific; RNA polymerase II cis-regulatory region sequence-specific DNA binding
Source: RefSeq, a predicted model, not a curated record
CUGGGCCAGACACACCAGUCCGAUAACUGGGAGAUGAGAGGCUUCACGUGGGCUGAUUGAAACUCAGGUGCUUGCCUAGCCACCCCAGCCUUCAGGACUUUCUAGCAUUCUCCGCCUGAGAUCUACGUGGAUUUUCAGCACAAACCAGUAGUAGGAAGACUCAUUAGUCCAGUUUCCAGAUAAAGAAACAGGCUCAAGAAGACAUGACUUGCUGCCCCAGGUCCUGCAGAGAGAAAGUGACAAAGCCCUGGGCCAGCAGACUCUCAGUGCUGCCCGCCUUGCUACCCAAACGGCAUCAGCAAGACUGACUUUCAGGAAAUGUGAAGAAAUGAAUAAAUACUGCAUCUUUCACCACCCAGCCUUUGUAUAGACUUCCUCUGUUUACCAGGAACAUCUUCCUUCAGGGAUCACACCUAAGAAGUCAUCCGUGAACCCUUAGACUGAAUCAGGAGCUUCUGGGUCCCCUGAGCCCCCUGGCUCUUUCCCAUGAAGCCUGAGUUACUCUGCUUGUGCUUCCUGUCAUAGCCCCAGUCAUUCGGGCUGUUGUGGUGUGUCUACCCCAUGCACUGAAUUAUAUCUUCCUUUUCAGUGCUGAGCUGAAUGGCCAAAUGGUUGGAGCUCAGAACUGUUGGGCGAGUCAAUGAGAGAAAGUAACUGCAUGGGGAAUAUUGAGAAUCCUGAACCCCUGGCUAAGUGGCCAAUGACCAAUCUAGACUGCAGCCUGGCCAGAGGGCUGGGUAAGCGUCCUGGCUGUCAGGGGACCCCUUUUAGUUCUUGGGCUGUGGGAGAGUGGAGGACUGCUAACCCAGGCAGUUACUAACUUGAUUCACAAACCAGGGUAUUUUGUUAGGUUUGUUUUUUUGUUUUUUUUCUGGGGAGGAUGCCGCACCCACAGCAUGUGAAAGUUCGCAGGCCAGGGAUCAAACCCAUGCCACAGCAGCGACCUGAGCCACUGCAGUGACACCAAAUCAUUAACCCACCGCACCACAAGAGUACUCCAACAAACCAGUAUUUUAAGGCCCCCAACACUUAAACAGUGCUCUUGGCUGAAUGUCAGCUCUGGGUCUCUCAGGAUCAGAGAGCUGGAGCUUCCUACAUGAAGAUGCACAGCCUGGACCCUCACUUUGAUCUUGCCAAUUGGACCCUCUGGAGCAAGCAAUCACAGUCACCCCUCCCCUGCUCCCUCAGACAGCUGCUGCGAUUUGAAUAACCAAGCAGGCUGCUGAAUGUCCGGUGGUGACUGAUUUGCUUGGCAAACAGACCCUUAGGUCCUUGGCCCUGCUGGUACUGGGGGAAGAAAGACACUCAGCCCCACUGGGGUCUCUGUUUCCCCUCUUCCCACCCCCAAGAGCCAUCUAGGCUCCAGUCUUGCCCUUGCUUGACCUCCCGGGGGCCCCUCGCAUUUAUCUUCCCUAGAGGUUGGAGAAUGUCCCCGGGAUCCUGGCAGAGAAGUGGGGGGAAUAGCAGGGCCCAAGGUAGAGGUAACAGGAGCCAGCUAAGUCUGCUCCCUGGGCCUGUCACGGAAUUUGCAUGGAGAGAAUGAGGCUCCGUGGUUCCCCCUCCCUUCGCCACCUGGGAUAGUCAUCCUGGGCCUGAGGUCUGACAGCAGGUGGAGGAAGCAGCCGUGUGUGGAGCCAUCUUGCUAUUCCCAGAGGUGAUGCCCCGUGCCUUCCUGGUCAGGAGUCGACGUCCACAGCCACCCGACUGGGGCCACCUGCCUGACCAGCUCCGGGGAGACACCUAUGUCCCAGACCUCAGCAGCCAGGGAGGGCAACCAGCACACCAGUCUUCUGGCCUUGGGGACUCUUGGGCAGCGCCUUCUCAGGGCACUCUGACUGCUGCUCCUAGGGGCCCUGGGACACUUGGAUGCCCACUCUGCCCCAAGGCCUUCCCUUUGCAGCGAAUGCUGACCCGGCACCUCAAGUGCCACAGCCCUGCACGCCGCCACGUGUGCCGCUGUUGUGGCAAGGGCUUUCACGACGCCUUCGACCUCAAGCGCCACAUGAGGACUCACACUGGGAUCCGGCCAUUCCGCUGCGGAGCUUGCGGGAAAGCAUUUACCCAGCGCUGCUCCCUGGAAGCGCAUCUUGCCAAGGUGCACGGGCAGCCAGCCAGCUACGCUUACCGCGAGCGCCGUGAGAAGCUGCAUGUGUGCGAGGACUGCGGCUUCACCAGCUCGAGGCCCGAGGCCUAUGCGCAGCACCGUGCCCUGCAUCGCACGGCUUGAGGCUGCGCACCCCGCAUCCAACCCACGAGAGGCAAAUAAACACAGGAAAUGCACGCACAGAACACAGCAUUUAUUACACGAGGGGAG